AUGGAGGAAACUAAAGAAAUUUCUGAUCCGGAGAAUGGGAGUUCGAGUUACGGCGGCAAACCGCCGAAUCCUUUCUCCUUCUCUUCUUCUUCUUCCUCCGUCGCCGUAUACCGGCAGGGCUUCGACGGCGAGCGCUUAUUGGCGCCGUGUAAUAAGAAGUCUCUGGUUCGACACCAAUCUCUCGUGAAGACAAAGGUGUCAGAUAUAUCUGUUGAGAACGAGUUUACUUUAGCCAAGAACAAGUCUGAGUUUGAGUUUGUCCCUGUUAUGCGCUCUGGAGCAUGGUCUGAUAUCGGCUCUAGGUCAAGCAUGGAAGAUGCUUACCUAUGCGUCGAUGAUUUAAUGGAUAGUUAUGGUCUCAAGAACUCUGGAGACGGACCAAGUGCCCUUUACGGGGUAUUUGAUGGACAUGGUGGGAAGCAUGCUGCGGAAUUCGCGUGUCACCAUAUACCGAGGUACAUUGUUGAAGAUCAAGAGUUUCCUAGUGAAAUAGAUAAGGUGAUUUCUUCGGCGUUUCUUCAAACAGACACGGCCUUCUCAGAGGCUUGUGCAUUAGAUGGGAGCCUUUCUUCAGGAACUACUGCUCUUGCAGCUAUUCUUUUUGGCAGGUCAUUGGUUGUGGCAAAUGCUGGAGAUUGUAGAGCAGUAUUGUCCCGUCAGGGAAAGGCCAUUGAAAUGUCGAAAGACCACAAACCUAUGAGCAGUAAAGAGAGAAGACGCAUUGAGGCAUCAGGUGGAUAUAUAUACGACGGGUAUCUAAACGGGCAACUAAAUGUGGCUCGUGCGCUCGGUGACUUUCAUAUGGAAGGCAUGAAGAAGAAGAAAGACGGUUCUAACGGUGGACCUCUCAUUGCAGAGCCUGAGCUCAUGACAACCAAACUAACCGAAGAGGACGAGUUCCUCAUAAUCGGGUGCGACGGGGUUUGGGAUGUGUUCAUGAGCCAGAACGCUGUUGAUUUCGCUAGAAGGAGACUGCAAGAGCACAAUGACCCGGUCAUGUGUAGUAAAGAACUGGUUGAGGAGGCUUUGAAGAGGAAGAGUGGGGAUAAUGUGACGGCGGUGGUUGUUUGUCUUCAGCCGCAGCCGCCACCGAACUUGGUCGCACCGAGGUUGAGGGUUCAAAGGAGCUUCUCGGCGGAAGGUUUAAAAGAUUUACAGAGCUACUUGGAUGGUUUGGAUAGCUAA
Microthlaspi erraticum is the source of this 1185-nucleotide messenger RNA. The record is from the annotation of a GenBank genome assembly. Lineage: Eukaryota; Viridiplantae; Streptophyta; Magnoliopsida; Brassicales; Brassicaceae.